Cercopithifilaria johnstoni is the source of this 459-nucleotide messenger RNA. NCBI's taxonomy places the organism in Eukaryota, Metazoa, Nematoda, Chromadorea, Rhabditida, Onchocercidae. The record is from the annotation of a GenBank genome assembly.
AUGGAUCGUUAUAUCCAUUCACAGAAUAAUUUUUCGUCAAAUUAUUGGAUGCCAUUGGUUGAUGAUUCUAAAACUCUUCGUCGAUCUACUUCAAAAUAUGAUUCAUUAACCAAACAAGUUGAUCAAUUGGCAUAUGAAUUACCUUACAAUAAGUAUGCGAAAAAUCCAUGGAGUCAUGCACCGGAAUUUCUUAAAGUAUUUGGUGAUGUUCAUGCGGAAAUUGGACAAAAAGCAUGCUUCGAUUGUAUUUUGCUUGGUUCACCACGACCGCGAGUAUGUUGGUUAUUUAAUAAUGAAAAAAUGAAGUUUGAUGAUGUUCAAAUCGAUGAUACAGCUGAUUUAUGCCGUUUAACAGUACCUAUUAUACGGCAUUAUCAUUAUGGUACUUAUAUGGUACUAUGUGAAAAUGAAGUUGGCCGAGUAAUAGCUUCCGCUAAUCUUAUACCAAUUUAUAAUUAA